AUGGCAGCUUCCGACGGAAGCGAGUACUUCGAGAUAGGAUCCAUCGCGAGCGAAAGCUUCGCGAGGGCCUCCAACGCCGACACGGUGGAGGAGGACGAGGCGGAGCUUCAGUGGGCGGCGCUCUCUCGCUUGCCGUCGCAGAAGCGCAGCAACUUCGCCCUCCUCCGCGCCUCCUCUUCCCGCCUCCAAACUCCUCCGCAAGGCUCCGGCACCGACAAUUUAGUCGACGUCAGGAAGCUGAACCGCUUCCACCGUGAACUCGUCGUCAAGAAGGCCCUCGCCACCAACGACCAAGACAACUACCGCCUCCUCUCCGCCAUCAAAGAACGCCUCGACAGGGUUGGAUUGGAGGUGCCGAAUAUUGAAGUUAGAUACAAGGACUUGACCAUCAGUGCUGACGUUCAAAUCGGUUCCAGAGCUCUGCCAACUCUGAUCAAUUACACUCGGGAUGCAUUUGAGAAUAUCCUAACCAAGUUGAGGAUAUGUCGACCUAAACGGCAUUCCCUUACCAUCUUGGACAAUGUCAGUGGCGUCAUCAAACCUGGAAGGAUGACUUUGUUGCUUGGACCUCCUGGAUCGGGCAAAUCCACCUUACUUUUGGCUCUCGCUGGCAAGCUUGAUUGUAACCUAAAGAAAACUGGUAGUAUAACAUACAAUGGCCAUGAGGCAGAUGAAUUUUAUGUUCGAAGGACUUCAGCGUACAUUAGCCAAACAGAUAAUCACAUUGCAGAACUGACAGUACGAGAAACUUUGGACUUUGCUGCUAGAUGUCAAGGUGCACAAGAAGGUUUUGCAGCAUAUACGAAAGAUCUGGGCCGCCUAGAGAAUGAAAGGAACAUACGACCUAGUCCACAAAUUGACGCAUUUAUGAAGGCAUCAUCUGUUGGAGGUAAAAAGCACAGUGUGAACACAGACUACAUUUUGAAAGUUCUUGGUCUCGAUGUAUGUUCAGAGACAAUAGUUGGCAACGAAAUGCUCAGGGGGGUCUCCGGUGGCCAGAGAAAGAGAGUUACAACAGGAGAAAUGAUUGUUGGUCCAAGAAAAACACUAUUUAUGGAUGAAAUUUCAACUGGACUUGAUAGCUCUACUACAUUCCAGAUAGUAAAAUGCAUAAAGAAUUUUGUUCAUCAGAUGGAGGCCACAGUACUCAUGGCUCUCCUUCAGCCAGCUCCUGAAACAUUUGAGCUAUUUGAUGAUCUUGUGCUCCUGUCAGAAGGGCACGUGGUAUAUGAAGGCCCUCGAGAAAACGUGCUUGAGUUUUUUGAGUCAGUAGGUUUUAAACUUCCACCACGUAAGGGGAUUGCAGACUUUCUUCAGGAGGUGACCUCUAAGAAGGAUCAAGCACAAUACUGGGCCGAUCCUUCAAAGCCAUAUCAGUUUGUCCCAGUUAGUGAGAUUGCAGAAGCCUUUAGAAAUUCAAGAUUUGGAAGGUAUAUGGAAUCCAUGCAGGCUCAUCCAUAUGAUAAAUCAAGGUGUCAUCCUUCAGCUUUGGCUAGAAAUAAAUUUGCUGUGUCAAAAUGGGAGAUCACUAAAGCUUGCUUUGCACGAGAAGUUCUUUUGAUCAGAAGGCAUAGUUUUCUUUAUAUUUUUAGGACCAUCCAGGUUGCUUUUGUUGCAUUUGUCACAUGCACAGUAUUCCUGCGGACGAGGUUACAUCCCACAGAUGAGGCUUACGGAAACCUUUAUCUUUCUGCUCUAUUUUUCGGGCUGGUUCAUAUGAUGUUUAAUGGGUUUUCUGAGUUGCCUCUAAUGAUAUCUCGGCUUCCUGUAUUUUAUAAGCAAAGAGAUAAUUUAUUCUAUCCUGCAUGGGCAUGGUCAAUUACCAGUUGGAUUCUUCGUAUUCCUUACUCCGUGAUAGAGGCUGUUAUAUGGACUGUUAUUGUAUAUUACACUGUUGGAUUUGCCCCUGCAGCGGGAAGGUUUUUUCGCUACAUGUUAUUACUUUUUGUAAUGCAUCAAAUGGCGUUAGGUCUCUUCCGGUUGAUGGCUGCUAUUGCACGAGAUAUGGUUCUUGCAAAUACAUUUGGAUCAGCUGCGCUGCUGGUUGUAUUCUUGCUGGGAGGAUUUAUUGUCCCUAAAGGAAUGGUUAAGCCGUGGUGGAUUUGGGGUUAUUGGUUGUCACCCCUUACCUAUGGACAACGUGCAAUUACAGUCAACGAAUUUACUGCUUCAAGAUGGAUGAAGAAAUCAGCAAUUGGGGACAACACAGUUGGGAACAAUAUCCUCCAUUCACAAAGCCUACCAACUGAAGAUUACUGGUAUUGGGCUGGUCUUGGAAUUUUAAUAGUCUAUGCACUUUUUUUCAACAACAUGGUCACUGUGGCCUUGGCCUAUCUGAAUCCACUUCAAAAAGCACGUACAGUUAUUCCUUCAGAUGAUGACUCGGAAAAGAAUUCUUCCAGAGAUGGUAAUGAUAAUCAGGCCCGUGAGUUGAGAACCCCUACCAGAUCUGCGAGAGAGGACCAUAAUACGAAAGGAAUGAUUCUUCCAUUUCAACCAUUAACAAUGACAUUCUAUAAUGUCAAUUAUUUUGUUGAUAUGCCAAAGGAGAUAAGCAAGCAAGGCGUACCUGAAACCAGGUUGCAGCUCUUGGAUAGUGUGAGCGGAGUUUUCUCACCGGGUGUCCUUACAGCAUUAGUGGGGUCUAGCGGGGCCGGAAAGACCACUUUAAUGGAUGUACUUGCUGGCAGGAAAACUGGAGGGUAUAUAGAAGGGGACAUUAAAAUAUCUGGUUACCCAAAAGAGCAACGGACAUUUGCCAGAAUAUCAGGAUAUGUUGAACAAAAUGACAUACAUUCUCCUCAAGUAACAAUUGAGGAGUCACUAUGGUUUUCUUCAUCUCUUCGCCUUCCAAAGGAAAUUACCGUUGAAAAAAGACGUGAAUUUGUUGAACAAGUAAUGAAACUAGUUGAGCUUGAUACUCUGAGACAUGCUUUGGUUGGUAUGCCAGGUAGUUAUGGGUUAUCAACAGAGCAAAGAAAGCGAUUAACAAUUGCAGUGGAGCUUGUAGCAAACCCUUCCAUUAUUUUUAUGGAUGAGCCGACGUCUGGACUUGAUGCACGUGCAGCAGCUAUUGUUAUGCGAACUGUUCGUAAUACCGUUGAUACUGGAAGAACUGUGGUUUGCACCAUACAUCAACCAAGUAUUGAUAUAUUUGAAGCAUUUGAUGAAUUAAUUCUCAUGAAACGUGGAGGACGAAUUAUAUAUGGGGGAAAGCUUGGUGUGCAGUCACAGAUAAUGAUAGAUUACUUUCAGGGAAUCAGUGGAAUUCCCCCUAUUCCAAGUGGGUACAAUCCAGCUACCUGGGUGCUUGAGGUUACUACACCUGCUACUGAAGAAAGAAUUGAUGCAGAUUUUGCAGAAAUUUACAAGAAUUCGGAGCAAUUCAGGGGGGUGGAAGCUUCUAUUUUGCAAUUUGGACAACCUCCUGCCGGCUCAGAACCACUGAAGUUUGAUUCUACAUAUUCACAAAACCUUUUGCAGCAAUUUUUUCUAUGCUUAUGGAAACAAAAUCUUGUUUACUGGAGAAGUCCACCAUAUAAUGCCAUGAGGAUAUACUUCACCACAAUCAGUGCUGUGAUAUUUGGUACCGUAUUUUGGGAUGUUGGUUCAAAAAGGGCAUCAACUCAAGAGUUAUUUGUGCUUAUGGGAGCUCUUUACUCCGCAUGCUUGUUUCUUGGGGUAAACAACGCUUCUUCUGUACAACCAAUUGUUUCAAUAGAAAGGACAGUGUUUUAUAGAGAGAAGGCAGCUGGAAUGUACUCUCCAAUCGCAUAUGCGGCAGCCCAGGGGCUUAUAGAGAUACCAUACAUUGCUGUUCAGACAAUAGUAUUUGGUAUAAUCACAUAUUUCAUGAUCAAUUUUGAAAGGACAGCCGGAAAGUUUUUUCUCUAUCUUGUGUUCAUGUUCCUAACGUUCACCUACUUCACCUUUUACGGCAUGAUGGCUGUUGGUCUUACACCUUCCCAACACCUAGCAGCUGUUAUUUCUUCAGCAUUUUACUCCCUGUGGAAUCUUCUUUCAGGUUUUCUCAUCCCACAAGCGAGUAUUCCGGGAUGGUGGAUUUGGUUCUAUUAUAUCUGUCCAGUUUCAUGGACGUUACGGGGUAUCAUCACGUCUCAGCUAGGUGAUGUGGAAACCAAAAUUGUGGGACCUGGAUUCGAGGGCACUGUGAAAGAUUAUUUAUCUCAUAGUCUUGGUUAUGAUCAUACAAUCAACGGAUUUACAUCUGUGGGACUCUCAGUGAUAGUGCUUAUUGGAUUUAUUCUCCUCUUCUUUGGUUCUUUUGCUGUAUCAGUUAAAGUUUUGAAUUUCCAAAGAAGAUGAUUUGGUGAUGUGGUUUGAAAAGAUGGGAGGAGCUACUCUUCAACAUCGGAGCAGAUGAUUCUGACACUGGGUGACAGAGGUUUGGGAUGCUAUGUCCAAGUGAUUGAGGAUGAUGCCUGAGAAAAUCAUCAUUGC
Messenger RNA from Gastrolobium bilobum, 4461 nucleotides. Its product is annotated as ABC transporter G family member 31-like. Gene Ontology annotation, molecular function: ATP hydrolysis activity; ABC-type transporter activity; ATP binding. NCBI's taxonomy places the organism in Eukaryota, Viridiplantae, Streptophyta, Magnoliopsida, Fabales, Fabaceae. The record is from RefSeq and is a predicted model, not a curated record. The transcript is spliced from 24 exons. The coding region runs from base 1 to 4326 and encodes 1441 amino acids. Gene Ontology annotation, cellular component: membrane.